This is a messenger RNA of Halichondria panicea, 1956 nucleotides long. RefSeq names its product E3 ubiquitin-protein ligase mind-bomb-like. Gene Ontology annotation, molecular function: protein binding. The record is from RefSeq and is a predicted model, not a curated record. The coding region runs from base 1 to 1713 and encodes 570 amino acids. The transcript is spliced from 15 exons. Gene Ontology annotation, biological process: protein ubiquitination. Gene Ontology annotation, cellular component: cytoplasm. Lineage: Eukaryota; Metazoa; Porifera; Demospongiae; Suberitida; Halichondriidae.
AUGGUCUGUCUCUUUCUUUGCAACCUCCCCUGGCAGAAACCCUGCCGUCGCCGUCAUCGUGCUGCAGCCGGAGAUGCCAACACUCUCAGAGAGUUCCUACGCAAACAUCCCACAGAGGUGAACACCAAAGCAGCUGGCAAGGCGGCCAUCCACUGUGCCUGUGCAGCUGGCAAUGUGGACGUGCUCAAGGAUGAAGACGGUGACAAACCACUGCAUCUCUGUGCUUACAGUGAUGAAGAUGAAGCCACGACCAUUCUUAUCGAUGCUGGAGCUGAUGUCAACUCUAAGAAUUCUAAGGGGGCGUCCCCUCUCAUCAUAGCAGCUGUCAAGGGCCACUACAGUGUGCUGAGGAAGCCAGCCAACCAUCCCAACAUCAAGCUCCAUGAGCAAGAUUCCGAUGGAGACACUGCACUUCACUGCGCCGUCCUCGCUCAGAAGAAUGAGAGUGUGACGAUCCUAUUGGACGCUGGAGCAGACCCCACCCUCCUCAACUUCAGACUAUUCACACCAAUCCACGAGGCUGCUCGUAUUGGGUUCCUACCAGCUGUGGAGCACUUCAAUCGUCGGUUUGUAGAGCACAUCAACCUGCUCAAGGACGACGGGUACACUCCCCUCCACCUGGCAGCACUUAAUGAUCACCUGGACGUUGUCACUGCCUUCGCUGAAGUGGUGCAGUGUGACCUCAAUGCUAAGACCAACCAAGGUCAGACAGCACUUCAUCUUGCUGUCCACCAAGGUCACGCUCGUAUCAUUGAGAGACUGGUGGGGUUCGGGGUAGACAUGAAUAUUCUAGACAGUGAUGGAGACACAGCUCUUCACAUGGCCGUGGUCAAGGAGACAGUGGACAACCUCACACAAGAGACUCCUCAACUCAAGAAGGUGAAAGACAGGUUGCCUGGUCAGCAGCUGAAGGCGGUUAUUCCGUGCUUCCUAGUACAAGAAGGUUCAGAGAUGUUCAAGACUAACAAGAAGGGUCGAAAUCCAUUGGAGGUUUGCUCACCUGACGUAGCAACCAUCGUCAUGGGAUUCGACAAGGACGGUGGUGGUGUGAAGUUCCAUGGUAGUCUGAAAUCACCUGCCCCCCCAGUGGUGGUUCAGGGCACACAGAGAGGACCUUUGGUGUACCCUACUCCCCUGCGUACUGGCAGUGCCACCCACCACCCACCCACAGCCUCUCUGCCAGUUGGAGUUAUGAUCCCUGCUGGAGCCACUGGCGGUGGUAGUGUGGGUGUGGCCAUUGAGCCGUGCUUCCUGUGUGAGGCUCCAGUGGACGUCAAGUUUGAGCCAUGUGGUCACGCUGUCAUGUGUGCAGAAUGUGCACAGAGAGCCAAGAAAUGCCCCAUUUGCAAAGCUGCAGUCAAGACUAUCUCCAAGCUGUCCAAGGUUUGUGUGAUGUGUAAUGAAGAGGAGGCCACAACCACUGUCAAGCCAUGUGAUCACACCUUCUGUCCAGAAUGUGCCCGGAGGAUGAAGACAUGCUUUGAGUGUCGAGUGCUUAUUACUGCAAAAGAGGGACUACCCCCCGUCUCGGCCACCAGUGUCCAUCCGCUGGCCAGCCCGGACUCUGAAUCUAAUUGUCCUAUUUGUCUGACAGAGCCUAAGAACACGGCCUUCCUCUGUGGGCACCAGACAUGCUGGGACUGUGCACAGAAGGUCGACCAUUGCCCAGUGUGCAGGAAGUUUGUGACUCAUAGAAUUCAGUUGUUCCAGUGACAAUUUAGUAUUUGUUUCGUUUCUUUCUUUUCUGACUUUGUAUAUCUUAUGCAGACUGUUUUGAUUUUAUGGACUCCGUUUUAAUUGGUUUGUACACGUGCAGUGAACAUUAGACAACUUUUGUGUGUAGUGUUAAUUGUUGUUUCGUUAUUUAUGUCAAUUAUUAGUUACCAUGUUUAAUUGUAUACUCUUUUGAUAACGUUUGAUAACGUAAUUACAUGAACAAAAUUAAGUUAAACAUUC